Molecule: messenger RNA, 1740 nt
Organism: Penicillium daleae
Lineage: Eukaryota; Fungi; Ascomycota; Eurotiomycetes; Eurotiales; Aspergillaceae
Product: dihydroxy-acid dehydratase
Exons: 4
Coding region: 1-1740 (579 amino acids)
Molecular function (GO): hydro-lyase activity
Source: RefSeq, a predicted model, not a curated record
AUGAUGACAGAUGAGCGACCCGUCAAUCAGGAUUAUUACCUGGAGCAGCCGAUCGUUUCAGCUACAGGGAUGCGGCAGGGGCUGACAUCGUACGGAGAUGCCCACUUCUCACUUUUUCUGCGGAAGGUUUUCAUAAAGGCUCUAGGCUAUUCAGAAGAUGCAUUGUCGCGUCCAAUUAUCGGAAUCAUCAAUACAGGCUCUGGCUUCAAUCCUUGCCAUGGCAAUGCACACCAACUCAUGGAUGCAGCUAAACGGGGGAUUCAUCUACAAGGUGGCAUAGCCAUUGAUUUCCCCACGAUCAGCUUGCAUGAAGGCUUCUCGCAUCCCACCAGUAUGUUCCUUCGUAAUUUGAUGAGUAUGGAUACGGAGGAGAUGAUCCGGGCACAGCCAGUUGAUGCCUGUAUCAUGAUCGGCGGCUGUGAUAAGACGGUCCCAGCACAGAUCAUGGGAGGCAUAUCUGCCAAUAAACCAAUUCUUCCUCUUUUGACAGGUCCCAUGAUGCCUGGAAGUCAUAGAGGUAAGCGUAUUGGCGCUUGUACGGAUUGCCGAAAUAACUGGGCAUCCUACCGAGCCGGUUCAAUCGAUAUGGAGGAGAUCAUGGAGAUGAACGAAGAGCUAGCACCGACAAUUGGCACGUGUGGUGUAAUGGGUACCGCGAGCACAAUGGCUUGUAUCACAGCAGCCCUGGGGUUGAUGCCCUUACAAGGAGCUUCUGCGCCUGCUGUUUCCGCUGCUAGGCUACGUAUAGCGGAGCAGACGGGUCAGAUGGCCGUUGCCGCUGCCCAACACCAAAAAUGCCCGCAAAGGGUUCUCUCGGUCGAGUCAUUCUACAAUGCGGCAAUUGUCUUGCAGGCUAUUGGGGGCUCGACGAAUGCUAUGGUCCAUCUCAUGGCUAUUGUGAAUCGCCAUCCAGAUAUCAAGGGAACAAUUACCCUUAAAACUUUGGACCAGAUCGGCCGUACAACCCCUUUACUGGUUGAUCUCAAGCCUAGCGGCGACAACUAUAUGACCGAUUUCCACAAUGCAGGCGGAAUGCUCUGUCUUCUUCACAGAAAAAGUCCAUUCCGGGACUUUGAAUAUUCACGCACUAUUAUCCGUACACUGGACAACCCUCUAUAUGCAUCUUCCGCUCUUAUUGUGGUCCGAGGGAACAUUGCUCCUGACGGCGCCGUUAUCAAAGCCGCUGCAUCGAAAGACAAGCGGCUCCUAUAUCACAAAGGACCUGCAGUUGUCUUUGAGAACCCUCGCGACCUUGCGUUGCGACUCGAUGAUCCGAAUCUUGAUGUGUCGGAAGAGUCAGUUCUUGUACUGAAAGGCAUUGGUCCCAUCGGUAACCCGGGAAUGCCUGAAGCGGGGAUGAUCCCCAUUCCUCGAAAGCUAGCGGUACGGGGAGUUACGGAUAUGCUUCGUAUUUCGGAUGGGCGAAUGUCAGGAACUGCAGGUGGUACCAUUGUUUUACACGUCUCACCCGAAUCUGCAAUUCCUGAUUCACCCUUCGGAGUCAUUCAGACAGGUGAUAUCAUUGAGUUUAAUGCAGAAAGGAGAAUUCUGAGACUCGAUGUUGACUCGGCCGAGCUUUUGGCCAGGCUCGCACAACGCAAGCUGCAGAUCGAAGGAGACGGAGGUUCAACAUGGAAAGAUCGCGAGACCAGACGAGGAUACCGUGGUCUCUAUGAGAGGACGGUGAAUCAGGCUCAUGAGGGGGCUGAUUUUGCUUUUUUGACAGCAACGGGCUCCUAG